Cryptotermes secundus is the source of this 2972-nucleotide messenger RNA. RefSeq names its product facilitated trehalose transporter Tret1-2 homolog. Lineage: Eukaryota; Metazoa; Arthropoda; Insecta; Blattodea; Kalotermitidae. The coding region runs from base 130 to 1905 and encodes 591 amino acids. The transcript has 4 exons. Gene Ontology annotation, cellular component: membrane. The record is from RefSeq and is a predicted model, not a curated record. Gene Ontology annotation, molecular function: sugar transmembrane transporter activity. Gene Ontology annotation, biological process: transmembrane transport; carbohydrate transport.
GUGGAAGGUAUGUCUGAACGUCGGCAGUGGUGGCGCAGUAUGUCAUAACUCGCCCAGACGUCAGUUUGGCGCUGGUCUUGUGUCAGGUUUUCGUACGAGGGCUCUGUACGGAUUCUCCUCCUCAAUGCAAUGCAGAAGUCACCGGUUUAUGCGGGUGGAGCAGCUUCUGCAAAGCAGGAGUCACCGGUUCACGCCGAUGGAGCAGCUUCUGCAAUGCAGGAGUCACCGGUUCACGCCGAUGGAGCAGCAUCUGCAGUGCAGGAGUCACCCGUUCAUGCGGGUGAAGCAGUGGGACACUCAGAACCGGGUCCGUUGAGGAAUGAGAAAGAUAGAAAGAGACUGGAGAAGAAUGGAGGAAUUCGCCCGGGGAAAAGAUGGCCGCAGUACUUGGCUGCUAGUUUGGCAAACUUGGGCUCCUUCUGCGCCGGCUGCGUCAUGGGGUGGACCGCCCACGCCUUACCCUACCUGCAGAAGUUACCUCAUGUCGUUAACAUGACUGGCGCAUACAAGGACACCGUCUUCGGAAAUUCCUCUUCGGUACUGGGAAACAUCAGCAGUGUUGGCAUGUUUCCUGCUAAGAACGGGAAAGCAACCGAAGCAGUGACGGCGGCAGAGGCGUCCUGGAUCGCUUCCUUGGCGCCUCUGGGUGCCCUGGUGGGCGCCCUCUCAGCUGGAUACAUAGCCAGUAUGAUCGGACGCAAGAAACUGCUGUUGAUCCUCGCUGCAAUUUAUCUCUUGGGCUGGUUUCUGAUCAUUGUCGCAGGGAAGUCGGUGCUAUUGAUAUUCAUUGCACGCUUCUUCUCCGGCAUUGCCAUGGGCGCAGGGUCAGUCAUCGUGCCAAUUUACUGUGAAGAGAUUGCUGAAGUGAGAAUAAGGGGAGCCCUCGGGAUACUGUUUGACCUCCAAAUUGGCAACGGCAUUCUUUUUGUUUAUCUUGUUGGCGCGUACGUCUCGUAUCUCUGGCUGUGCAUCGCGUGCGCCACAAUACCCGCAGUCUUUCUGCUGACGUUCGCCUGGAUGCCAGAUUCUCCCAUUUAUCUCGCCAGCAAAGGCAAGGCUGAGGAAGCCGAGAGAUCUCUGCGUUGGUUGCGCGGUGCGAGAUGCAUAACGGACUAUGACGUGAAAUACGAAUUGGAUCGUAUUCAGAAAUUCGUUUCUGAAACUUCGCGAAAAUCGCCAUCACAAAAGACAGCAUCGGAGGAUACACAAAUAAUAACAAACUGCAUGACAACUGCGAGAGAUAUUCCAAAACGUUUAUGCAAAUUGCCUAAAUCUCCUACUGGCAAAGCUAUAAUAAUAUUGGUUUGUUUAAUGAUUUUCAGACAGUCUAGUGGAAUCAAUGUUGUCAUUUACUAUACCGUCGACAUAUUCGAGGAAGCUGGAAGCACGCUGUCGCCGUCUUUGUCUACUGUCGUUGUCGGAGUGGCCCAGGUAGUGGCGACGUUCGUGUCUUCCUUGCUUGUGGAACGAAUUGGGCGACGCCCGCUGCUUCUCUUUUCAGAUGUAACCAUGGCGGUGUGUCACGUUGUGUUGGCCGUGUACUUUUAUUUAAAGCAAACUGACGUCGAUGUGAGAGCCUUUGGUUGGUUACCACUCCUCUGUGUUACCACCUACAUCUGCGUCUUCAGCCUUGGAUUUGGACCAUUGCCGUGGGUCAUAAUGGCAGAGCUUGUGCCAAACGAGUCCAAAAGCUGGGCGAAUGGUCUUGUAGUGUCCGUAUAUUGGAUUGUGGUAUUUGCAAUUACGAAUUUAUCUGGGCUUACGACUGGGAACUUGGGACAAAUGAUAAAGUUUGCGAUAUUUGGUGGAGUGUGUGGUUUGGGAACUGUAGUUGUGGCAUGUGUAGUUCCGGAAACUAAAGGCAAAACAAGAGAAGAAAUUCAGCGAGAACUGAGGAAAACAUAGAGAAAAUAUUACUUGAGAAUUAAACCAAACCGUGGAGCCAGCGAUAAAGAAAAUAUUUUAUAUAAUCUAUGUACGGUAAUUUACAUGGUUAGGACAGCUAACACGAAAGAAUAGAUUAAACUGAAUAUUAACAAGGGACAUAACGGUGUUAAUUAUUCUAUAUGCAACAACGAAGUAUUUUUAAUAUUAUUAAUAUAUCACUUUCAUCCGGUACUGAUAAAUUAUUUGAUUUUUAUCGAUGCGCUUACAAUGACAAUUUGUAUUGCAUGUGAAAAUUCACAGGACAUGCUACUUAGAUGUAAUCCUAGAGUGACAACAAACAGGGCAGCGUUUUUGAGCGUAAAGAUCGAUGAGUUUGGGGAAGAACGGGAUAGGUGAUUUGCUAUAGUCCCUUUUUCUUUCUGCUUCACGAUUGUGUGCCUGAAAUUGCAUUUAUAGUAGUCCGUUUCAUAUUAUUUAUUAUUUUAUUAUUUUUAGUAAUUGGUCUAAUAUAUUUACAGCUUUCAAGAUACUUGUUACAGAAUGUCGUACAUUUAGCCAAAUUUUAUUUUUAGAAACAGAUGAGUUCCUAUAACAAAUUAAAUAACUAAAAAACCAAAUCAAUGGGGCAUAAUUCUCCCUGAGAAGUCAACUGUUGAUCAGUCAAACAAGAAAGUACUCGCCUUCUAUAGGAUCCGAAGGUUCAUGUCUCUGUUUCCUAGAGCGCACCACUGGAUCAUAUCUUGAAUCCAGUCUGUACCCUCACAUUGCAUUUAUUGAAGCUCCGUUUCAAAAUUAGCACCCUUGUCUACCGGGUCUCUCGAAUAGUUUCUCAUUUAUAUAUAUUCGGACUAAAAUAAUGUAAGAUAAAAAAUUUAGUUUAAAAUAUUCCACGGUUGAAGAAGUGUGUGCGCCGUCUCACAGAAACAGAAUAUUUCAUUACAAAAGAAAAAAAGGAGAGUGUAGUGGCCUAGUUAUCUGAUCACAGUGGGCUCGCGGUCUUAGGCAAGAACCGUCUUCUCCCGCUCGAACACUGGAAUCGUGGGUUCGAAUGCCACUGAAGGCAUGGCUGUCUGUGCCCGCGUUUA